Pistacia vera is the source of this 777-nucleotide messenger RNA. RefSeq lists its product as uncharacterized. The record is from RefSeq and is a predicted model, not a curated record. Lineage: Eukaryota; Viridiplantae; Streptophyta; Magnoliopsida; Sapindales; Anacardiaceae. Bases 1 to 777 code for a protein of 258 amino acids. The transcript has 4 exons.
AUGAAUGUGGUGAACAAGAUUAAGUUACUUGGUGAAGAGUUGACUGACAAGAGGAUAAUAGAGAAGGUUUUGGUCAGUUUACCUGAGAGAUUUGAGACAAAGAUCUCUUCACUUAAAGACUCCAAAGACCUGUUCCAUAUCAGUUUAGUAGAACUUGUGCAUGCUCUUCAUGCACAAGAGCAGAGGAGAUUUUUUAGGCAAGAAGACUUUAGUAAGGGAGUAAUGGUUGCUAGUCAAAAGGGAAGAACAUGCCAGGGAGGAAAUAAGAGAGCUACUAGUGAAAAGAAGGGAAAAAUAGAAAAGUUGUUACCAGGAAGGAAAGCAUGGUGGUUUGAGGUAUGCAAGCAGUUUGGGCAUAUAGAAAAGGUUUGCAAAAAUAAGGGACAUCGGCAAGAGCAACAAGUACAAGUAGUGGAGAAUCAGCAACCAAGUCAAGAGACUGAACAGCUCUUCAUGGCCUCUUGCUCAAAAUUGAAAAAUCCUGGUGAAUCUAUAGUAAAGAUUGGAAAUGGAGAUUGUGUUGAUGCCAAGGGAAGAGGCAAGAUUGUUGUUCAAACUCCUUCAGAGCAUAGGCAUAAGAAUGAAGUAAUGAGAGUAGGAAUGCUAGCGAAACGCUUUCCAAUAAAGUGGAAGAAUUCAGCCUCUCAAGCCCGAUCUGUUAAGCUUGAUGAGACAGAAAUGUGGCACAAAAGGAUUGGUCACUAUCACUAUAUUGGCUUGGUGCAAAUGAAGAAGAAAAACUUGGUGGAUAACCUACCCAAAAUUGAUGAGAAAUGA